This is a messenger RNA of Cylindrotheca closterium, 525 nucleotides long. The record is from the annotation of a GenBank genome assembly. Lineage: Eukaryota; Bacillariophyta; Bacillariophyceae; Bacillariales; Bacillariaceae.
AUGGCUCGUCCUCCCUACGUAGAUCCCAAUACCAACAUUAUCUACGAUUGCGACAAUCCAGAAUAUCAAGGAUAUUUGACCAAGCAAUCCAUGUGGCUCAAGGACUGGCGUCGACGUUAUGUCAUGUUGAAAGGCUCCAAGCUGUUCUUUUGCAAGAACGAAUACGGAGCCCCCCACGGAAUGAUCGAUCUGGCCUCGUGCACCACGGUCAAAUCGGCCGAUUUGAAAUCCAAAAAGAGACAUUCCUUUGAAAUUUCCACACCCGAAACUACCUUUUUGCUCUAUGCGGAUACCGAACAAGAAAAGGACGAUUGGAUUGGCCGGGUGGGCAAGGCCAUUGUCCGUUGUUCUAGUACAUACCAUGGUCAGAAUAAUAAGCAGCAACAGCAACAGCAACGGCAACAACAGCCAGGGCCCUAUGGACAAAUGCAAGGACAACACUUUGGGGGCAUGGAUGAUGACUCGGAUGAUGAUGAUAUCUACUACGAAGAUCCCAACAACCCAAAUCCUUACUUCAAUGAUUAA